AAUUUCCUGUUUAUUCAAGUAUAGGAUGGUCGGUAUUAGAAGUCCCUUCUAUAGUAUAUUUUAGGUAAUAUCAUUACAUUGAAUAAAGUUAAACUCCAUAUUCCACAGAUUAAUGGCCUCCAUGCAUUUAUUUCAAAGAUCGUGAAAAGGGGGUUGUCAUGGCGUCUACGUAAUACAUUUUUCUGCUAAUCGGAAAGGCCCGAGAAGUUGCGAUUGUUGGAGAUCGAUCAACAGGACGGCUGCCAUUACUGAAGUCAGCAUAAUUAUGGACCCCGUUACCAGUGCCCAGGACGUGAUGCGAUGUGACCUGUGUGAGACCGCUGUGGUUCAGAUGCACUGUGAUACAUGUCUUGUCAACCUGUGUAAGACCUGUGUGGGAGAACACUUCUCUACUGGUCUAUCAAAACCUCAUAAAAUUGUUGACUUCAAGGACAGAAAAUCUACCCUCUCUACCCGGAAUGUACAUCUCAUGAAAAGGAGCGAUGUGAAAUGUACUGUAAAAAUGUGACAUUCCUGUAUGUAGCAACUGCCUUGAAUCUAAUCAACAUUUAGGUCAUGAAUUGUGUAAAUUCUUGCGAGUUCUGUAUGAAAAGAAGGAUAUGAUUAUAAAAGAGAGAAAGGAAUUAAAUGAAACAAUUUAUCCAACCUACCAGGACAUUGCCUAUGAUGUACAAAAUAGAAUGAGUCAGUUAGAAAAGGAAUAUGAAGAUCUCUCAUCAUCCAUAACAAAACAUGGAGAGGACUGGCACAGAGAAAUUGACAAACUUGUCAAGAAACUUAAAGAAGAAGUUUAUAAAAUGAAAACACACAGAUACAAACUAUACAGAAACAUCUGAAUGAAAUUAACAAGAACAUUUGUGACAUCAAGAAGGAAAUCAAAUCAAUGAAAACUGCUAUAGAUACCAAUGGCAUGUCCAAACUGUAUAGUGUAACAUCAAAUGUACACAUAUACAGAAAUCUUCCUCACAAAAUUAUGCCGUUUUUACCUAAAUUUAUUCCAGGAAAAAUCAAAGAAGAAGCAAUGAGUGAAUUUUUCGGAGCCUUAUCAUCAAGUUCUUUAGCAACAGAUAAACAUGGCUACAGCAUGAAGACAACACCAAAAUCAGCAGAAGCUGGAUCCUCAUCCCCAGUCAAACAGUUGCUUGAUGAACCAAAGACUGUCGCCACCAUAAAAAAUAGGUAUGCUUACAUAAACAAUGUGGCCCGUCUGAGUGAUGAAGAAAUCUGGAUAAGUGGAGAUGACAGUACCAUGGAACUCUACAGCAUCAACCAGGGAUCACUUCUCAAGUCAAUCACAACCAAGUCAGGCAACUGGCAAUAUAACAUAGCAGUAAUAAAAAGUGGAGAUUUAGUUUAUACUGAUUACAGAGAUAGAACUGUGAACAUUGUGAAGAAUGAGAAGAUAGAAGAGGUGAUCAGAUUACAGAACUGGAUACCAAAAGGUAUCACUGGUACUUCCUCUGGUGACCUCCUGGUUAUCAUGGACAGUGAUGGUGACAAACAAUCAAAAGUUGUUCGUUACUCUGGCUCUACAGAGAAACAAACCAUUCAGUUCGAUGAUAAAGGUAAAUUUCUCUUUUCUCCUAACUCUAUUUAUUACAAAUUUAUUACUGAGAACACGAACCAGGAUAUCUGUGUGUCUGAUGAUGAAACUGGAGCAGUAGUGGUGGUCAAUCAGGCCGGGAAACUGAGAUUUAGGUACAUUGGACAUACUCCUGCUCCAAAGAACGAGCCAUUCAGUCCACAAGGAAUCGCUACAGACAGUCAGAGUCACAUCCUUACGGCCGAUAGACACAACCUACUUUUGGACUAA
Messenger RNA from Saccostrea cuccullata (small rock oyster), 1813 nucleotides. RefSeq lists its product as uncharacterized. The coding region runs from base 884 to 1813 and encodes 309 amino acids. The transcript is spliced from 2 exons. The record is from RefSeq and is a predicted model, not a curated record. Lineage: Eukaryota; Metazoa; Mollusca; Bivalvia; Ostreida; Ostreidae.